This is a messenger RNA of Coregonus clupeaformis (lake whitefish), 3897 nucleotides long. RefSeq names its product metabotropic glutamate receptor 2-like. Gene Ontology annotation, biological process: G protein-coupled glutamate receptor signaling pathway; regulation of synaptic transmission, glutamatergic. The transcript is spliced from 12 exons. The record is from RefSeq and is a predicted model, not a curated record. Lineage: Eukaryota; Metazoa; Chordata; Actinopteri; Salmoniformes; Salmonidae. Bases 755 to 3448 code for a protein of 897 amino acids. Gene Ontology annotation, molecular function: group II metabotropic glutamate receptor activity. Gene Ontology annotation, cellular component: membrane.
AUGUUGACCUGAUGAACUCGCAUACAGAGAAGGAUCUCUCUCUCUCUCUGCCAUUGAAGACAUUUAAUUGGAAAUACAUGAGGCAAGAAUGUUCUAACCGCAUUAUUAAAUGGCACGUGAUGUUUAAAUUGGCUAAUGAGAAUUAACUCUAACAUUCAGAAUAUUUUACACAGCCUCAUUCAAUCUGGUUUUGAAGAGCGCUUGCGGAUCGAGACAUUUAGGAACAUUUUGAAUUAUGUAACUUUAUACUUGACUAUCUACUCUGGUCAGUGUUUCCGUUUAAAGUCAUAGUAGCCUACUAUAUCCUACACUCGGCGCCUUGGAAUUUCGAGCACAACUAUGUGGUCAAGAAUGUCGAGGAAUUUGCCACUCCUGCCAAUCUGAACUCGAUUUCAGAACCAAGGACAGUUCCCACCUGCUCCACCUGGGAGACCGACGCGCGACGUUUCCUCACUUCCUGACUCAAUUUGUAUUCAAAGUUCUUAUACUACUUCAAAAGUCACAGCUCCACACAGCUUUGGGUAAAAGGGACUUUUCAUCAUUUUAGUGGGAUCGAACGAGUGAACAUCGAAGUCUUGAUAAGGCUAUGGCAAGAUUUUAACAAUGCAACCAGCAAAUAACCAAGAUGUCACGAGUGUCGAGAGUGGGCUCUAGAGUGAUCCACCUCGCCCAGCCUCAGCCCCUGUAAGACCCUUCUGUGUCCCACUCCUACACCCACCACCCACCACACUGACCCCAGCUACCCGACCUGACCAUGCCCACCUCCGGCCUCCUGUGCCCCGGGCUCUGGGCCAAGGUUGCCACAUGGUGGUCCCUCCACCUGCUCCUCUUUGACCUGCUCAUCUCUGAGGCCCUGGCCAGCCCUAACAACAGAUUCCCGCCUUCCACCAAGAGGGAGAUCACCAUCGACGGGGACCUGGUGAUCGGUGGACUGUUCCCGGUGCACGAGAAGGGUGAGGGGGUGGAGGACUGUGGGAAGAUCAACGAGCAGCGAGGGAUCCAGAGACUGGAGGCGAUGCUGUUAGCGCUGGACGAGAUCAACGCGGACGAGAGGCUGCUGCCGGGACUCAGGCUGGGAGCCCACAUUCUGGACACCUGCUCUAAGGACACCUACGCUCUGGAGCAGAGCCUGGAGUUUGUACGAGCCUCCCUCACCAAGGUGCACGAGCCGGGGUUCAUCUGUCCAGACGGAUCCAACCCCAUCCAGGAUGAUGUCCCACUGGCGAUUUCUGGAGUCAUCGGGGGCUCCUACAGUGACGUGUCCAUCCAGGUGGCCAACCUCCUGCGCCUCUUCCAGAUCCCCCAGAUCAGCUACGCCUCCACCAGCGCCAAGCUCAGUGACAAGUCUCGCUACGACUACUUCGCCCGCACCGUGCCGCCAGACUUCUACCAGGCCAAGGCCAUCGCCGAGAUCCUGCGUUACUUCAACUGGACCUAUGUGUCCACCGUGGCGUCCGAGGGCGAUUACGGCGAGACGGGCAUCGAUGCCUUCCAGCAGGAGGCCCGCGCCCGCCAGAUCUGCAUCGCCACCUCGGCCAAGGUGAGCCGCUCGAUGAACCGGUACAGCUACGACCAGGUGAUCCGCUCGCUGCAGCAGAAGUCCAAUGCCAAGGUGGUCAUUCUGUUCACACGCAGUGAGGAUGCCAGGGAGCUGCUGGUGGCCGCCGCCCGCAUGAAAGUCACCUUCAUCUGGGUGGCCAGUGAUGGCUGGGGGGCGCAGGAAAGUGUCGUGAGGGGAAGUGAGACGGCAGCCGACGGGGCCUUCACCAUCGAGCUGGCCUCCUACCCUAUCCGGGAGUUUGCCGACUACUUCACCAAGCUGAACCCCUACACUAACACACGGAAUCCCUGGUUCAGAGAAUUCUGGGAGCACCGCUUCGACUGUAGUCUCACAGAGCCUGGUUGUAGCGAAAACAGUCUGCGGGACGGCAAGUUUGAGCAGGAGUCCAAGAUCAUGUUUGUAGUGAACGCAGUGUAUGCCAUGGCUCAUGCCCUGCAUAAUAUGAGGCAGGCGGUUUGCCCACCCAAUGCCACCAAGAUCUGUGAUGCCAUGAAGCCAGGCACCGGGAAGAGGUUCUAUAGGGACUUCAUCCUCAAGGCCAAGUUCGAUGCUCCAUUCAGACCUGCCGACACGGAGAACAUGGUGCGUUUCGACGCCUACGGAGACAGUCUGGGCCGCUACAACAUCUUCCACUACCACAAACAGGAUGAUAAAUACGUGUAUAGGAAGGUGGGCUACUGGGCCCAGGGUCUGAUCCUGAACACCAGCCAAGUGCCAUGGAGGGGUCCAGCCGGAGCACCCCCCACCUCCCAGUGCAGUGACCCUUGCAGGAAGAACGAGGUGAAGAGCAUGCAGCCUGGAGACGUGUGCUGCUGGAUCUGCAUCCCCUGCCAGCCCUACCAGUACCUGCUAGAUGAGUUCACCUGUGCAGACUGCAGCUUCGGACAGUGGCCCCAGGCCAACCUGACAGGCUGCUUCGACCUCCCAGAGGAGUACAUCCGCUGGGAGGAUGCCUGGGCCAUUGGGCCCGUCACGAUCUCCUGCCUGGGCAUGUUGUGUACCCUCUCCGUGGUGGGCCUGUUCUUCAAGCACAAUGACACCCCUGUGGUCAAAGCCAGCGGCCGUGAGCUUUCCUAUAUCCUCCUACUCGGGGUCCUAAUGUGCUACAGCAUGACCUUCAUCUACAUCGCCAAGCCCUCGAUGGCCGUGUGUACCCUACGUCGACUAGGCCUGGGAACCUCCUUCGCUGUGUGCUACUCAGCACUGCUCACUAAGACCAACCGCAUCGCAAGGAUCUUCAGCGGGGUGAAGGACGGGGCCACAAGGCCACGGUUCAUCAGCCCAGCCUCCCAGGUGGCCAUCUGCGGCGGACUGAUCUCCUGUCAGCUACUGGUGGCUGUGGUCUGGCUCCUGGUGGAGAUGCCUGGCGUCAGGAAGGAGGUGAGCCCCGAGAGGAGGGAUAUAGUCACCCUGAAGUGCAACAGCAAGGACUCCAGCAUGCUGGCCGCUCUUGCCUACAACUGCGUCCUUAUCGUCCUCUGCACAGUCUACGCCUUCAAGACCAGGAAGUGUCCUGAGAACUUCAACGAGGCCAAGUUCAUUGGGUUCACCAUGUACACCACCUGUAUCAUCUGGCUGGCCUUCCAGCCCAUCUUCUACGUCACAGCCAGCGACUACAGGGUUCAGACCACCACCAUGUGUAUCUCUGUCAGUCUGAGUGGCUCUGUGGUGCUUGGCUGUCUCUUCGCUCCUAAGGUCCACAUCAUCCUAUUCCAGCCCCAGAAGAACGUGACCACAUUAAGGGUGUCUGCCAACCGCUUCGGGGCCACGGUCACCACAGCAUCAGCAUCCGUCCCCAGCUACUCAAAAGGCAGCGUCUCUAUCACUGCAGUAACAACGGUGUGUAACGGUCGUGAGGUGGUGGACUCCACUACGUCCUCUUUGUGAAGAAGGUUGAGCUGCUUGUAUGAUCCCUCCUCUCUCCAAACAACACAAGCUACAGUGCCAUCAGAAAUCAUUCCCUCUCAUCCAACAAGGCUGCUGAUGACAUAACGCUCAUGUCAUAUCUCAAGUCCCAUUUACAGUAGAGACAAGUAGAGGCUCUCUCUAUUCGGACAGAGGACUGUGAAAGCUAAAUUAUGUGACUAUACAUACGUAAUGUACGAGUGUAAAUCAUUUUUGUAUAGAUUUAACAUAACAUUACAUUGAUUUUACUUGGUUUCAAGAUAGACUUGUCGUUGAAUGCACUGUUGUAUGUAGGGUUGCAAAGGGAGGGUAUAUUACUGAAAACGUUCAAAGUCUAGUGACAUCUAAUGGCCUUUUUGAGUACUUCAGAUUAUCACAGGUGUCUGUAAUUAUGCCUGUAAAACAUUAUCCUAAAUAUAAACCAUCAACUA